Alosa alosa (allis shad) is the source of this 667-nucleotide messenger RNA. Its product is annotated as phospholipase A2-like. The transcript has 4 exons. Bases 1 to 504 code for a protein of 167 amino acids. Gene Ontology annotation, biological process: lipid catabolic process; arachidonate secretion; phospholipid metabolic process. Lineage: Eukaryota; Metazoa; Chordata; Actinopteri; Clupeiformes; Clupeidae. The record is from RefSeq and is a predicted model, not a curated record. Gene Ontology annotation, molecular function: calcium ion binding; phospholipid binding.
AUGGUCCUGCCAGUGUUGGCAGCAUAUGAGAAGCGAGGUCUCCAGCAGUUCAGGCAGAUGGUGGAGUGCAAACUGCCAGAAAGGGACCCUCUGCUGGACUUUUGGGACUACGGCUGCUACUGCGGGCUUGGGGGAGAGGGGACACCUGUGGAUGAUCUGGACAGGUGCUGCCAGGCCCACGAUGACUGCUAUGAUAAAGCCCAAAACCUUGAGUCCUGUGGCUCCAUUUUUGACAGCCCCUACUUCAACGUCUAUGAAUUUGAUUGUGAUGAACAAAAGACAAUUACCUGCAUGGCCAGCAACAAUGACUGUGACAUGUUCAUUUGCAUGUGCGACAAAGUUGCAGCGGAUUGCUUCGCCAGUGCCCCAUAUGAUGACUCCAACAACGGCCUACCUGAUGAGGUCUGCAGUUCAGAUGCAAGAGGCCUUGUCCCUAGUCUCCUCCUUGUGAUGUUUGUAACCCUGUUCUCCCAAAUGGUGCAAGGGGGGACCUUACUGUCCUGACAUCAAAACUGAAAACCCUACAAAGCAAUGUGGGAUGAUGGUACAUUGGCAUUGAGCAAUUAGGCAACUUGAAUAUGAGUGAAUUAAUACAAGGAUAGCUGCACCGCAACUAAGUCACGAGAAGCUGUUAUUAUUGCUUUCAUUGAUAGAUGUUUAUAUGAGG